Messenger RNA from Solanum verrucosum, 1533 nucleotides. Its product is annotated as APETALA2-like protein 3. Gene Ontology annotation, biological process: regulation of DNA-templated transcription. The record is from RefSeq and is a predicted model, not a curated record. Gene Ontology annotation, molecular function: DNA binding; DNA-binding transcription factor activity. The transcript is spliced from 10 exons. Lineage: Eukaryota; Viridiplantae; Streptophyta; Magnoliopsida; Solanales; Solanaceae. Bases 4 to 1443 code for a protein of 479 amino acids.
GAGAUGUUUGAUCUUAAUCUUAGUUCUGAUGAUGUUCCAGUAGAACCCAUCUCUGUUCUAGGUGAAGUAGCGUCGGAAAAGGUUAAUGAAUUGUUAUUUAAUCAAAUGGAAAACUCAGGAACUUCUAAUUCCUCUAUUGUUAACAUGGAGACUUCGAGUACUGCUGGUGAUGAUGAGUAUUUUAGUUCUGAUCAUCGUCACCGCGAUGGUUUUACAUUUGCUAUACUGAAAGCUGAUAAGGAAGCUAAUAAUGAAUACGAAGGAAGUGGGGAUCGUGGUGGGUUUGUAAUAAAGGAGUUGUUUCCAUUGGUGAAUGGAGAGGUGGGGUUGGAUCUUCCGGUGAAUUGCGGUGAUUUGAAUGAGCAGAGGAUCGGUAAAACUCCGCAACAGAGAUUACAGGCGAAGAAGAGUAGAAGAGGACCUAGGUCUCGGAGUUCUCAGUAUCGUGGAGUUACAUUCUAUCGAAGGACUGGAAGAUGGGAAUCCCAUAUCUGGGAUUGUGGGAAACAAGUUUACUUGGGGGGUUUUGACACUGCACAUGCUGCUGCUAGGGUGUAUGACCGUGCUGCAAUUAAAUUCCGAGGACUUGAUGCAGAUAUCAAUUUUAACAUCAGUGAUUAUGAAGAAGAUCUGAAGCAGAUGAAGAACUUUAGCAAAGAAGAGUUUGUGCACAUACUUCGUCGUCAGAGCAAUGGCUUCUCUAGAGGAAGUUCAAAAUACAGAGGAGUCACUCUACAUAAAUGUGGGCGAUGGGAAGCACGGAUGGGGCAGCUUCUUGGAAAGAAAUAUAUCUAUCUUGGACUAUUUGACAAUGAGAUAGAUGCUGCAAGGGCAUAUGAUAAGGCUGCUAUAAAAUGCAAUGGGAGGGAGGCAGUCACCAACUUUGAGCCAAACACAUACGAAGGGGCAUUGACUUCGGAGGCUGACAUUGGAGGCAGAGAUCAUAAUCUUGAUCUAAAUUUGGGCAUAUCUCUCUCUUCCUAUGCUGAGAAUCAACAUGGAAACACUAGCCAAAUUGGAAACUUCCAGUGCCGGCAUGGUUCAAACGGUUUACCUGAACAUCAUGGAGAAGUCCAGACCCCUGCUUCUACAACACUGAGAAGUAAACUGCUACUUCAUGGUCAGCAUAUGCUAACUCAGCAUCCCCUCCAUUGGAACGGAUCAAAUGACAGUCUCUUUCCAACAUUUAAGGGUUCAGCAAUAGAGAAGGGCUUGGAAGUCGACACCUCUUUGAAAUGGAUGGGGCAUGACCAAAAUACUUAUGAUGGGAGUCCUACAUUGCCACUCUUCUCUACUGCAGCAUCAUCAGGAUUCGGAAAUUCAGCAAACACUGCACCCUCAGCUGCCACUCAUCAGCUGCACUUUGGAAGUGGAGCACUACCUUUCCCCCAUUCACCAUUCCUCACCAACAUGAAUCUUUCACAUCAUUAUUUCAAGAGCUGAACAGUCGGCUGCUAAACCUAUUACAACGAUCAAUAUCUUUUCUUAGGUUGAUCAGGACCAUACCAGUACACAUCCGAUUACAAUGGGUUU